UCUGCUUAAUGCCCAUGUUAUGCAGGACUGCAAAUCCAACAAUUUCAGCUCCUAUUUGAGAGGUUUUAAGCCCAAUAUAACCCUAGAGCGACGAAAAUUCUUCCGAUUUUCACUAACGUUUGCCUCGGUCAAUUCAGAACAAUGGCGACUCUUCCCCGGCGACGCUCACCCAUCGCUGGUUCUUUAUUUAUUUACAAAUUAAUUUUUAUUACCUACAAUAUAUGCCAUCAAUUUACAUACAAAAUACACUGUAUUUUUGGAAAAUAUACAGUAUUUUCUACAGUACCACACCUGUACCUGCCCCUCAACAGCGACUUGUCCCAUAAUCACAGCCAGUGGGGAAAGUGCCAAACCGAAUCACUCCUAACUGUCACUAUCUGGUACCAAUACCACCUACCCCAAAGAAGAAGAAUUCCCAGAAAAAGUGUGUUGUGUGUGCUACCACCAAAAAACGACCCCAACAGCGGAAGGUCACAUGAUUCAUUUGUCACCAGUGUGGGGUGGCACUCUGUAUGAAUCCAUGCUUCAUGGAGUAUCAUACAAUCGUGGAAUUCUAGAAACAUAAGUGGGACAUGUAAAUAUUUGUAUAUAGUUGUAGAUAAUAGAAUGUGAUUGAGCCAGGUGUGCAAAAUCAUCUGUCAGUGUGUACAUGUGUGUUUAUGACAAUAUGAUAAUAUUUUCGUAUAUAAUAUUGGUGUAUAAACAACAAUUGGCAUUGAAAUCAACAGAUUUACUAUAAAACAUAAUUAUCAUAUCAUGAAAACCAAGAAAAUUAAAAAAAAUUGGAAGAAAACGGUAAAUAUGUAGAAUCUGUGCAAGCGGCAGUGCUCCAUGUUGCUAUCAGGUGAUCACCAAGUGCCAACUUCGCGGCCUCAUAUCUCGGAGAGUGCACUGUUGUUAUACAAUGCUCACGUGGCGAAUGAUGCGGGUGUUGAAGCUGCUGUGGUUGCUCAUGUUCCUUGCCUGCGCCCUAGCUGCAUUUAAUCUGCUGUUUGCAUCGUCUCAUGACAGCCAUCUGCAUGAUCACCUUGGUCGGGAAACCCUUGAUUCUAGAGAAUCUCAACAAGUCCUGUCCCCUGAAGAACGUCUCUUAGAAAUACAAAACUGGGUCUUGGCUGGCCAUCAAAAAGGGGUCCUUCCUCAGGUGUUGUCUGUGAAUGAGCAGCUAACACCUGCUGCACCCGUGGUCAAGAAGGAACUUAGUUUUGGGGUGCAUGAGGAAGAAAACUCUGCACGAGAGGUAUUGGAUAUGGAGGCUGCUGAGAAAGAUAAUAAACGAGGUCAUUUUCUGGAUGCUAAUGCCGCAAAUGAGGUGAAUUCAGUUGAGCCUGAGACGAAUGUUAAUAACAGAAACCCUGCAGUAGCUGUGUCUUUACGACAGAAUUUUAAAGAUUAUAAUAAACUUUCUUUGCCAAGUGGUCACAACUGGAGAAAUUUAAGUGAAUAUGAUAUUAAAAAAUUAUCUGUGUUGGGAAGAAGACUUUAUUUAAAUGAGGAGAGUACAGUGAAAGAUAGAACUUUUACAAUCUUGGUUUGGAAAACUGGACCUCAGAUUGAAAAACGUUUACUCAAGGAGUAUGGUAAGCUAAAUAAAGACCCAUUUCGAAAAUGUUCUGCACAAAACUGCAAACUGACUUACGAAGAUGAGGCAGCCAGGACAGCGGAUGCUAUUCUAAUCCACCUGCAUCGCAUCAAGGGACCCAAUACUUUUCCAAACAGGACUAAAAUAAAUCAGCGGUGGAUCUGGUUAACGGAUGAGAGUCCAUAUAAUACUUUUAUGGUAGCUAAAGUGAAGGAUAUGGCAAAAUAUAAUGGCUACUUCAAUUGGUCAAUGAGCUACAGGAUGGAGGACAUCCCAGUACCAUAUGGUCGAACAGUGGAGAUGAAACCAGAAGAGGCUGCCUCAUAUCAUUAUAUUGAUUAUUUUAAACUAAAACCAAAAACUGUAGCAAUAUUAGGAUCAAACUGUGGGAGCCAAAAUAAAAGGUGGGACUACGUGAGAGAACUGAAGAAGUACAUAGAAAUAGACGAAUAUGGAGGCUGCGGUACCUUGAAGUGCCCAGGGCACUUUAUGAAGGAUUGUUUACCUCUUCGUGACUACAAGUUUUAUUUGUCAUUUGAAAAUGGCGAUUGUCGUGAAUAUCUAACAGAGAAGGUAAGCAAAUCAAUUUUCUUUCUUUUAUGCAGUGUAAAGCCAAUAUUUUUUUUAACUUUAAUAUGCAUACUCUUUUUACCCAACAUUUCCACACCAUGGUGUUCCAUUUCAUGAGUCGAUAUAGCCUUA
This is a messenger RNA of Cherax quadricarinatus, 2284 nucleotides long. The record is from RefSeq and is a predicted model, not a curated record. Lineage: Eukaryota; Metazoa; Arthropoda; Malacostraca; Decapoda; Parastacidae.